CUUCCGAGGAACGUACAUACAGCAUAUAACCGCAAAUAGAGCUGCUAAUGUGUUUAUGCAGAAGCAUGCAAGCACGAGCGAGCUUAUAUAUUUCAUCUCGCGAUGAGUGAGCGCAAUCUGACCGCUGUGUGACAGUCAUGAUGGCCGCCGUGCGUCGGUUUCUGGCUCUUCGAAACAAGUUAACCAGCUCCACCAACGGUUCAAGCAUUUACUUUAGCAGCAGGCAAUCAUUCAAUGGAAGAGCUGUUCUGAAACGUGUAGGAACAGGGCUGUGUAUCGCUUUCGGUGGAUUCGCUGUUUACUACCAUCACAAUUCGACCUCAGAUCCGGGAUACACAGCGAGUCGGCUGCGAGCAUUGAUUUCUCCGAUUCCAGCAGUAGCUGCAAAAGAGAAGACCAAUGCAUCGGCUGAAGAUGUGGUGUCAAUGUCAGCCCGUGAGCACAGGUUCAGGCUCUUCAGCUCAUUGGAGUAUGAAGGACAGCUUUACAUGACUCCCCUCGACUUCAUUGAGUCCAUCACCAUGAUUGAACCAAAGAAAAAGAGGUUUUGGAGAUCCCUCUCAAAACAGGAUUUAGACAAGAUUCUGUCUGAUACACCACCAGUUUGGAAAGGAUCUUCCCGUCUGUUCAGAAACCUGCGGGAAAGAGGCAUCAUCGCUUACACAGAGUAUCUGUUUCUGCUUUGCAUUUUGACAAAGCCACAUGCAGGUUUUAAAAUAGCUUUCAACAUGUUUGAUGCGGAUGGCAAUGAAAUGGUGGAUAAGAGGGAGUUCAUGGUGCUUGAGGAGAUAUUUCGUAAGAAAAAUGAAAAGAGAAAAGAGCGGGGAGGAGAUACCGACAGUUUAUCUUUACUGAGUGUGGAACUGUACGGAUAUCAAGGCUCUGCCAUCAGCAAUGUACUUAAAAAAGAACAGCUACUUUCUGAACCCAGAAGUUUCUGGGAUGUUCUAAGGCAUGGUGCAAGAAUAAUUGUCUUUUCAGAUCUGAUGGAGCACGAACCAGAAAAUGUCACCGACACAACCCUGCUGGUGCAUUUUUUUGGAAGAAAGGGCAAAAGUGAACUAAAUUUUGAUGACUUCUACAGAUUCAUGGACAACCUGCAGACAGAAGUUCUUGAGAUUGAGUUCCUCAGCUAUACCAAGGGAAUGACAACUAUCAGUGAGGAGGACUUUGCUAGUAUCCUGCUGCGCUACACCACGGUGGAGAACAUCACUGGCUACCUUGAGAAUGUGCGUCAAAGCAUACCAGAUGAGAAGGGCAUCACCUUUGAAGAGUUUAGGUCCUUCUUUCAGUUCCUCAAUAACUUGGAGGAUUUUGCCAUUGCAAUGCAGAUGUACAACUAUGCAAAUCGCCCAAUUGGACAAGAUGAGUUUGCUCGUGCAGUUUAUGUGGCCACUGGCCUAAAGCUCUCACAACACCUUGUGAACACCAUUUUCAAGAUCUUUGAUGUGGACCAUGAUGACCAGCUAAGCUACAAGGAGUUCAUUGGGAUUAUGAAGGAUCGGCUCUACCGUGGCUCUUGGGGAUACAAAGGUGAAGAGAGAUUCACAUCUUUUAAAGCCUGUAUGAAGAAGGAACUCACUUGCAAAUAGGCACAAGUCCUGCUCAAUUCUGCGUCCUUAGCCAUCACAGUGAAGAAAUCUCCAAUUUAAUUGAAAGUUCUCAGUGACUCAAUGCAAUUAUCUACCUGACUGGUGUCAAACACUUUCAGAUACAAACACUGCCAUAAUUAGAUUAGUAUGCUACCUCUUCGGCCUACAGUUAGAGCUUUGUCACUUGUCAGGUAUUUUCUAAACUCUUUAAAAGCCAUUAACUAAAAGAUAUAAUAGCCAUGACUUUUGUUUAUUAAGCAGAGUUAUUAAUUUAAAUGUUUCUAGUGCCCACAUUUUUGGGAUAGAUGGCACUGCUGUAAUGAUUUGUAAAGUAGUCUCUUCAUUUUCAUGAUGAAAUGUUACUUACUAAAAUUAAAAAUGUUCCAUAUGACUUACCUUUAUUCAGGAACUGUUACUUGUGAAUAUGUCACUUAUAUUUUAUAAUACAUUUUGCAGGGUUCCCACUGUUAUGGAAAGCCUUGAAAUAUCAGGGAAUUUUAAAAUUCUGUUCUUAAGGCCUAAAACAUUAUGUAAAUUAUUACAAUCUUAAACGUCAUAGAAUAUAUAUUUAUGAAUAAAUAUAUAAAUAUCAAUACAAUAUAUAUAAUAUAAAAUAUAAUAUAUAAAUAAAUAAAUAUGCAUUUUUUAUUGUUACACUCUGAUCUAAUAUAUUUUAUCGAGAGUAAAUUUGCUUGUAAGCCAUACUGAUGUCUGAUUUGUGAGCAAAUUAUUAUUUUGUGUUGGUUAUUUUAAAUGAAAUUCAUUAGUCAAAAAGUGUGGGAACCCUGAUUGUGGCAUCCCACAAAACAUCCUAUUUCUUAUUAUGUUGAACUGAAAAUGUAAAUCUUAAAAGUACUGAAUUCUGAUGGAAGUUAUAUGUUCUAUUUAUUUAUUUAUAUCAAUUUUGUGUAGAAAAAAUGUUGUCUUGCAGAGAAACUGACAAAGUCUGAAUAUUUCCCUGCUGCAUUGGCAGUGCAUUGUUUAAUUUGCUUCUUUACGAGUUAUAAGCCAGAUAAUCUUCCCUUACAAUGAGCACAUUGCUAACAUAGUUUCUCUGAGCUUGUCCACUGCCCACCAACCAGAUCAGCUUACAUAGGGUCUGCCAGUCUAAUCUUACUGUACAAUGUGCUGCACACACAGAUCUCUCUCUCCACCAUCUAUGACUUUCAUAGACUUACUCCUUGAAAACAACAACAAACAAUCAAAAACAGAAUAUAACAGAACUCUAACAAUAAUAGAAGAGACACAUGAAUUCAAAUGUUUUAGGGAUAAGCCAUCAAUCUCUGUUCAUCUCAUUAUAACAGUAGUUGGCCUGUCUCACUGUAAACUGAAUAACUGAAUGAUGCAUCAUGCUUUAGAAAAUGUACCAUGUUUUAUUAUAGACUUUUAGGCAGUUGAAGUCAUUUGUUUUUUGCAUUUGACAGUUUGCAUAUUCCAAGUCUGUUGUCAUAUGUGAAGAAUGCUUUUUAUGCAUUAGUAUUCAGAUUGCUUAGACAGUUUGAAUGAUUUAAGACCAUAAUCAAAAUAAAAUAUUUUGGUGGUAA
Messenger RNA from Myxocyprinus asiaticus (Chinese sucker), 3136 nucleotides. Its product is annotated as calcium uptake protein 3, mitochondrial-like. The record is from RefSeq and is a predicted model, not a curated record. The coding region runs from base 138 to 1592 and encodes 484 amino acids. Gene Ontology annotation, biological process: mitochondrial calcium ion homeostasis; calcium import into the mitochondrion. Lineage: Eukaryota; Metazoa; Chordata; Actinopteri; Cypriniformes; Catostomidae. The transcript is spliced from 15 exons. Gene Ontology annotation, cellular component: uniplex complex. Gene Ontology annotation, molecular function: calcium ion binding.